Messenger RNA from Paralichthys olivaceus (Japanese flounder), 970 nucleotides. The record is from RefSeq and is a predicted model, not a curated record. Lineage: Eukaryota; Metazoa; Chordata; Actinopteri; Pleuronectiformes; Paralichthyidae.
CAAAUCCUCAAUGAGCUUUCGUCCGAUUCGCCGGCAGUUCCUAAAAUCGAUGAGGAGGAGACAGAGGAGGAGGAAGAGGAGGUGUCGAGCGCAGCCUCAGCCUCCAUCUACCAGACCAGCUCAGGACAAUACAUCGCAGUCACUCAAGGGGGAGCCAUCCAGCUGAGCAGCCCGGGAGUCGAGGCCCUUCAGGGGGCUCAGACCCUGACGGUGGCCGACUCUGCCUCCUCGCAGCCCGGAGCCACCGUCCUCCAGUGUGCAGCUCAGCCUGGAGACGCUCCACAGCAGUUCUACAUCCAGGGCGGACAGGUGCUCCUCCAAGGUAGGGUUAUACUGACUUUUAUAUGAACUUGAAUGAACCAGAAAAUUAACAAAGCUGAAAUUCGUUGGUUAUUUGUUCAGGUAUGUCCCCAAACCUCUGCCAGCGUUGAGUCGAUGUGUCAGAGAUGAUGUGGGAGGAUAGAAAACCUGCCAUGAGGCUCAUUCAUGCUGCCUUUACGUACAAAAAGACUUUCAAACGAUGUCACUGCCCACAUACUUCCAUGUGUUUAGGUUUACAUCCACUAGAGGGCAGCGCAGAGUGGAGAGCCUCUGACGAUGACCAACGUGGCGACAGUGGAGGAGGUUGAGAUAACGUAACUUGAUCCAAAAGCUGCUGUUUGUACCUCGAAAAGUUCUUCCCCCGUUCAAAUUUCUUCCUCGUGUCUUCUGGUCGUUUCGGCUGCAGUGCCCCCUCAAGACUCCCAGUGGUACUGCUCUGUUUUGUCUGUUUCGUCCGAAUCCGUAAGCUUUCGGGAGACGUGCACAAAUACGAACGAAGUGAGCGCAGAGUACGAACAGAGGGUUCUGUUGCCAACAUAAACGUGACUUUAUAAUCCAGCUCCACGUCAACCUAAGCGUUCGAUGUUGCUGUUGAAUGAAAACGAUUUUUCACAUGUUCUUCUUUUUGUUCUCUGCUGGAUAUUUUCUG